UUAGAGAAGCACACAGAAGUGCCAGCCCUCUCCUGUCUCACUCUCCUGAGCUCACAUUCACUCUUCUCUAUCCACAAUACAAGACGGGAAGCUAGACCAGAGAAGAUACAGCAGAGGCUGCUUUUGUUCUGAUUCUUUGGAGUAUCUAAAUGACUCGAAGAACAGAGAAUUACUUGUGUUCUGAAGCUGGAUAUCUUUUUUGCUUUUAAAUGUGUAUGGUCAUAUUUGCUCCGCUUUUUGCCAUCUUUGCAUUUGCAACAUGUGGAGGUUACUCUGGGGAACUGCGGGUUAGUGUGGACUGCGUCAACAGGACUGACAGCAACCUCAGUAUUGGCAUCAACUUUGCCUACCCAUUCAGGUUGAACCGGGUGGAAUUUGACGUGCCAAUGUGUGGGGGUAGGAGGCAAGAGCGGCUCUACCUGAUCGGAGACUUUUCCUCCUCUGCCGAGUUCUUUGUCACCAUUGCUGUCUUCGCCUUCCUCUACUCCCUGCUGGCCACUGUGGUCUACAUCUUUUACCAGAAUAAGUACCGUGAGAACAACCGUGGACCUCUCAUUGACUUCGUAGUGACGGUGGUGUUCUCAUUUAUGUGGCUGGUGAGCUCAUCUGCCUGGGCAAAAGGUCUUUCAGAUGUAAAGGCAGCGACUGAUCCAGAUGAGGUGAUUCUGCUCAUGUCGGCUUGUAAAGUGCAGGCCAACAAGUGCAGCUCAGUAUAUGGACCCAGAUGGUCUGGCCUGAAUACAUCGGUGGUAUUCGGGUAUUUGAACUUUGUGCUGUGGGCUGGAAACAUUUGGUUUGUGUUUAAAGAGACUGGAUGGCACAAGGGAGGUGCAGCGAGGUACCCUGCCUCGUCUGCUGAAAAACAGGGCACUGCCUUCAACCAACAGGUCUACAACGAGGGAAGCGUUGAUCAAUCAGGAGGCACUUUUACUGGAACAGGGGACUUCGGCCAAUCAGAGUUCAGCCACAUGGGAAAUUACGCUUCAACUGGGCCCAUCUCCAACACAAAUCAGUAACUCCCUCUGCCUCAUAAAUGUAAUCCCCUUACAGAGCUGACUAAUUUCUAAGGGCAAAGUUCAACAUUUAGCACAAGAGGAGGAGUAAAUUAACUUAACAGAUAUAUUAAACUGCAAUCUUUAUUUCUGAUGAAACAAAAAAACAUAAAGGCUAUUGCUUGUCCAGAAUAUGUUUUUUUUUUUUUUAAUAUGAAUGACAGGGGUCCUCAGAUGCAUUGUAUGAUUUUUAAAUUAAUCUGUCUGUAAAUGUUUCUGAAAUACCACUGCUUACUGACAUAAGGUCUUUACAUCCAAAAGUAAAACUCAAAACAAGUAGAGUUAAGCUUACUGUCCUAUAAUGAUGAUCACCUACAGUACAGAAGGUGAUAUGGGUGUUUGUAAUUUAGAGUAUUUAACAGAAAACAUAUUGCUUUCUAUUGUUACUAUAGAUGUUAGAUAAAUGUUUGUCAGUUUUCCGGAUUUCUUAACCCAUGAAUAAUGUAAUGCCAGUGUUCAUUGUGUUUGCACUAUUGUGUCUAAACAAAAUCUGUGGUGCAUAUUUAUAUGGCUUUCUAAUGUUUGAACUGUGUUGAUGAACUGCAUGAAGUUGUGCCAUGUUAUCCUAGUUUCAAAAAAUGUCCUUAUAACAGGGUCACAUUGUCUAUUCUGGCACCUUUAUUAUGAUCACAAGGUGAUUAAAAUGCAAGGUAUUAAUCCUUGUAUUGUAAGAAAUACAAUCAACGAUUACAUUCCCUGCCAUCAUAUGUAUUUUCUUCUCCCUCAUAUGCAUUUGUUCCUCUUAACAUGCAUGCUGGUUUAUUAAUCACAAAGACUAUAAAAAAAGAGAAAAACACCCCAAUGCAUGUUAAUGUUCUUGUUCUGAUUGCUGUUGCAUUUCAAUGUGAACGGGUUUCUGUCUUGAUAUAUCUGCGUUUUUAAUCAAUGAGUGUGAAUGCUUUGAUGCAUUUUGUGCAAUGCCAAUAAAGAUAUUGUACAUUCCUCUGGACUAAACUUACCGGGCUACUUCAUAUUAAUUGAAACAAUGAGUUUUGAAGUGUGCUUUGAUGGUUCCUCAAAUGACUCAGCACUCACUCUUCUUUAAGAAGAAGAAUU
Myxocyprinus asiaticus (Chinese sucker) is the source of this 2108-nucleotide messenger RNA. Its product is annotated as synaptoporin-like. The transcript is spliced from 5 exons. Lineage: Eukaryota; Metazoa; Chordata; Actinopteri; Cypriniformes; Catostomidae. Gene Ontology annotation, cellular component: synaptic vesicle; synaptic vesicle membrane. Bases 210 to 1016 code for a protein of 268 amino acids. The record is from RefSeq and is a predicted model, not a curated record.